Molecule: messenger RNA, 966 nt
Organism: Orbilia oligospora ATCC 24927
Lineage: Eukaryota; Fungi; Ascomycota; Orbiliomycetes; Orbiliales; Orbiliaceae
Exons: 4
Coding region: 1-966 (321 amino acids)
Biological process (GO): D-ribose metabolic process
Molecular function (GO): ribokinase activity
Source: RefSeq, a predicted model, not a curated record
AUGUCGCUCCCCACAAUCCUCGUUGUCGGCUCGCUCAACACAGAUCUGGUGACAAACACCUCCCGCGUACCAGAUGCCGGCGAGACCAUUCAGGCAAAUUCUUUUGCAACCUUCAAUGGAGGGAAAGGUGCCAACCAGGCUGUCGCUUGUGCUCGUCUCUCGCGCCUUAAAACCCCACAGGGUAUCAUUACCGCCCCUUCCGCCUAUGUUCGAAUGGUUGGCUGUGUCGGGAACGAUGAUUUUGGCGCCUCAUUGAAGAGUAGUCUUGAAUCUGAUGGCAUUGAUGUUGGUGGGGUUCAGGUUUUGGAUAAUGUGGCCACAGGUGUCGCUGUCAUUUUGGUUGAAUCAUCUGGCGAAAACAGAAUUCUAAUUACGGCCGGCGCAAACGGACUAUGCAAGCCGUCACCUUCUUAUUUUUCGCCAGCCCCGGCGCUCCUUGUCCUACAGUUGGAAGUUCCACUGGACACUGUCCUAGAUUUACUCAAACUGGCGUCCGAGGCUUCUCCACCCGUGCCAACUUUGCUCAACCCGGCACCAGCAGUUGAGCUUCCAGAUGAUGCAUACAAAAGUAUCUCUCAUUUGGUAGUAAAUGAGACAGAGGCUGCAAUCCUCGGGGGCGAACCUGUACGGAUCGGAUCGGACACACAGAUGGUCGAAGAUUGCCAACGAGCAUCCCAAAAGUUCGUGUCAAACGGUGUUAAAAGUUCGAUCAUCAUUACACUUGGAGCUAAGGGCGCAUUCUGGUAUGACGCACGGUCGGGUGAGAACGCCCUGGUACCGAGUGAAAAGGUGAAGGUUGUAGAUACAACUGCGGCAGGGGAUACUUUCAUCGGAGCCUUUGCAGUUAAGAUUGUCAACGGGUACGACGUUGCCGAGGCUGUAGCCUAUGCCAUCAGGGCGAGUGCAAAGACGGUCACAAAACAGGGUGCACAGUCUUCUAUUCCGUGGAGGGAUGAGUUCUCCUAA